Neurospora tetraspora is the source of this 1416-nucleotide messenger RNA. RefSeq lists its product as uncharacterized. Lineage: Eukaryota; Fungi; Ascomycota; Sordariomycetes; Sordariales; Sordariaceae. The transcript is spliced from 3 exons. The record is from RefSeq and is a predicted model, not a curated record. The coding region runs from base 1 to 1416 and encodes 471 amino acids.
AUGAGGCUGUGUUGGCUGCUUCUGGGUCGCAGGUUACUUCUAGUGAUGUUUGGAAUGGCGCAAGCCAGUUUGAAGAACCACAAGUCCAACGAACUACGAACAGUUGCAAUCGCCUCUGGAUCGAGUCCGACACCUCGAGGCCCAAUGGCGCCGACGCUCUACUACACGAGAGAUACCCCAGCCUUCACCGGUUUCCAUCCUGAACCUGCUGGACGAGGAACAAAGGGAAUCAUCUGGACCUGCCUCAGCACUAUUCUGCUUUCAUCCUGGAGCUCAUGGCACGGCGACGCCUAUAAUCCGAACAGUUCUCUCAGGACAGCGGCCCGAGAAUCAUACGCCGAAAAGUUUAUGAUGGCAUUUCUCUUCCCUGAGAUAGGAGCAGUUCUCAGCUUCGAUAACCUCUUUGAUGCCCUCCAACUCCGGAAAACAAUAAGACAAGUGGGCGGACCCGACUUCACCAACUUCAGCUUAUCCCAAGCCUUUCUUUUCUCUACGAGGAGCAAGCUGCAGAGCUCGGAAGAGACGCAGCGCGUAGGACCAAAAGAGCUUGUAGAGCUCGUGAGAAGCGGACGCUUGUCUUCCUCGGACCUGCCAACAGACGAUGAAAUAGCUGAUAAGUCCAAGCGUGACUGGACACUCAAGUCACUCUCUAUAAUUCAGACGCUGUGGUUCAUCGUCAGCAUCAUUGCCCGGCUGUCCCGAGGGUACCCUGUUUCUCUAUAUGAGGAUAUCACUGUGGUAAAUGCCUGUUGUGGAGUUAUUGAAUUUGCUUGCUGGUUCCAUUGCCCUCAGGAUAUCCGUCUGCCUUUUAUUAUCAAGCCAAAUAUUCCCGGGGCGUCAAACAGUCUAUAUGCGACUAAAAGUAGAGAACCUGAACAAGAAUUGACAGCGGACCGGGAGGCAUUACUAGUUUCUGCGGAUGCGACAAGAAAUGAAGCAUCCUCUGAACCUCAUGUAUCUGUAACUGAGGACAUGAGAGCGGACAGGUGGAGUAAGGAAUUGCCGAUCAGCAAAAGGCCAUCCCUUAUCCAUAAGAAGGCAAAGCGUCGAGCUUCAUUUGCAACUCAAGCCGUCGAAUUCUGGGAAUCAUCACCAAAUUCAUUCGCAAUCGCCUUAGUAGUCUUCUCUGUUUUAUUUUCCGGCAUUCACAUAGCUGCGUGGAACUGCAGUUUCCCAUCCGUUGCGGAGGCGUGGGUUUGGCGAGGCGGCUCACUUGCGCUCACAGUGUUGGGUGUUUGCCCUUCCUUUAUUGGGGUGGAUGGCUAUACGGUAAUGCACUGGCUUUCAAUCAUCAGUCUUGUGUUAUAUCCCUUAGUCCGCCUCACAAUGCUGGUUGUAGCCCUUAUGUCUUUCCGGAAGGCACCCGCGCGUCUGUAUGAGAGUCCGUCGUGGACACAAUACUGGCCGCAUAUCUGA